AAUAACAGGGCUCCCUGGAGCUACAGAAGGAAAUUAUUUAAUUGCCUUUUUUUAAUAGAGAAAGGGGUUGCUCGCAUGCUGCAACUAAAUGUUAUUAAUAGCCUGAUUUGUACUGCAAAAAGCUUCUUAAAAUGCAAGUGUGUUGCCAGAGGCUCUGCAGAGACUCCGUGGAGCAUCGUUUUGUUUUGACAUGUCAACAGUGGUGUUAAUUGAGUGCGAGCCAGGAAAAUAGUAAAACUUCCAUGUAAAUGAAUGGGUCUCUCCAAGACUUAAGAAUCUUCAGUAGCAAGUCAGAGCAGUGCCAGGGGUGAGGAUUUACUUAGACUUCAGAAACCAGCCUAUUCCUUUCAGGCCAUGCAGGUAAAGUUUUUUUUGUUUGUUUGUUUUGCUUGGCAAAUAAAUUAACCAAAAAAAUGCAUUUUGACAGAGCAACAAGGAUACUGAGAAUGUGACAAAUACUUUCACAGUAUUGUAAUGGUUUAUUUUCUGCAUCCUGAAAAUGUUUAAUCACGGUAGUCUCAAAACACCAAAGACUUCUUGGUUUCUCCCCCAAAUUUCAGCAAAGCCUGAACCUCCUGGGGAGCAGUUUGCUGAAUACAGACCUGUAUCCUUGGCCAGACAAAGCCCUGGCCUUGCUUCUAGGUGUUUCUUAUGCUGGACAUUCACAUUAAAAUGUAUUUCUGGCUUUGUGCGUCAGGGAAGUGUGGGGCAUCUGAAGCCCAGCUGGCUGCUGAGCAGCAGCCCCACGACCAGUCUCCCAUCGCACCUCCGGCACUGGUUUCUGGCUCUGGUUUUGUUUUAGCUUGCGUGUUAUUCCCAGCUCUGGCUAUUGCUGUGGCUAGUGGAAGGAAGGAAGCAGUUCGGUGCUGCGAUGCUGGGAAGGAAACCUGCUGCUGUGCAGACGCUGAACUCGAGUGACUAAGGCUUUCGGUGGGAGCAGUCAUCCUCCGAAGCCUUUUCCCUUCUGCCAAGUCCUGAUGAGCUGUGAGUGUGAGUUUUGCAAGUUGGCAAGAGAAAAAGGAAAGUGAUAAAGCAUGAGAAAACACCUCAGCAAAGUACUUCCUACCAGUUUCUGAGUGGUUACUGAGGGUACUUGGAAAUAAAUACAGACUUAAAAGCAAAGGAUUCUCCUUUGGGCUCGGCAUAAAGGAGGAAGAAGAGCUGAUGCUGUGCUUGUUUCCCUGUACAUUAAGGUGGCUCCAUGUCCCAGCUCCAGAGCUCCUGGGAAAUGCACCAGCAGAGCAUGGCGUAUCUUCCAGAUACAGACAUGGAGACCAUGGCUGCUAGCACAUCGCUUUCCGACUCGGCUGGCGAGUUUGACAGGAACGUGCCCCGUAUCUGUGGUGUCUGUGGAGACAGAGCCACUGGCUUUCACUUCAAUGCCAUGACCUGUGAAGGCUGCAAGGGCUUCUUCAGGAGAAGCAUGAAGAGGAAAGCGAUGUUCACGUGCCCAUUCAAUGGUGACUGCAAAAUCACCAAGGACAACCGGCGUCACUGCCAGGCGUGUCGGCUGAAGCGCUGCGUGGACAUCGGCAUGAUGAAAGAGUUCAUCCUGACGGACGAGGAGGUUCAGAGGAAGCGUGAGAUGAUAUUGAAGCGCAAGGAGGAGGAGGCACUCAAGGAGAGCCUGAAGCCCAAACUCUCGGAGGAGCAGCAGAAAGUCAUUGACAUCCUCCUUGAGGCUCAUCGCAAAACCUAUGACCCCACGUACGCUGACUUCACCAAGUUUCGGCCCCCUGUGAGAAGCAACCCCAGCAACAGGGGGGCAGCAAGGUCCUCCUCCAUCCUCACCCAGGACUUGUCGUCGGAGGACUCCAGUGACCUUUUUGGCUCCGAUGCCUUCAGCACGUUUCCAGAGUCUGUGGAGCCCCAGAUGUUUUCAAACCUGGUCCUCUCCGAGGAGAAUGAUGAGAGCUCUUCCAUGAACAUCGACCUCUCCCACCUCUCCAUGCUCCCACACUUGGCCGACCUGGUCAGCUAUAGCAUACAGAAGGUGAUUGGCUUUGCCAAAAUGAUCCCAGGAUUCAGGGACCUGGCAGCAGAGGACCAGAUCGUCCUGCUGAAAUCCAGCGCCAUCGAGGUGAUCAUGCUGCGCUCGAACCAGUCCUUCACCCUCGAGGACAUGACGUGGACCUGCGGCAGCAAUGACUUCAAGUACAGGAUCAGCGAUGUCACCCAAGCUGGCCACAGCAUGGACCUGCUCGAGCCGCUCGUGAAAUUCCAGGUUGGCUUGAAGAAGCUGAACCUUCACGAAGAAGAGCACGUGCUCCUCAUGGCCAUCUGCAUCCUGUCCCCAGAUCGCCCAGGCGUGCAGGACACCUCGCUGGUGGAAUCCCUCCAGGAUCGUCUCUCGGAGAUCCUCCAGACCUACAUCCGCUGCAGGCACCCUCCUCCCGGCAGCCGCCUGCUCUACGCCAAGAUGAUCCAGAAGCUGGCCGACCUACGGAGCCUGAACGAGGAACACUCCAAGCAGUACCGCUGCCUCUCCUUCCAGCCCGAGCACAGCAUGCAGCUCACGCCGCUGGUGCUCGAGGUCUUCGGCAACGAGAUAUCCUGACUCCGGCCGUGGGGCUGAGCACCCACCAGUAAAGGGAUAAGUCAGCCUGGCUUCCCCGAGGCAGCGAGCGGAGAGACAUGACGCUGGGCAGGAAUUUUGUACAUAGACGGUUUGGUUUCACACUACUGGAGGUCCUGCUUUGUCUUCUCAUCCACGGCGGCCGAGGUUUGCUCGCUGCGGAGCAGUGACAGACCCAGAUCCGUGUGGUUUCCCCCCAAUCCAUGAGCAGCUUUUCUGCUUCCCUGCCGUCUGCGAGAGCUGACUUAUCCCUUUAUGGAUGCUUUUGAGGCUGGGCUGCCUCGAAUCACUUCUUUCUUGACCCGAAAAAUUGGGCUGCUUGGAAGGAGAAGCGCUGGGGUGUUUUGGCGUGGGGAGGCGGACUCACGGCGUUGCUGAACCCUCGGCAACGUCCUCUGCUCCCCUCCUAAAAUCUGCAGCGCUCAAUCCCCCCCUUUCAAAAAGGGAGAUGCCGACUGAAUUGCACACCCCGAAGCCCUGCCGGGAAAUGCCGUGGGCUGUGUCCCCACGCGCGUAACCGGCUAAAACCAUUCCCGUGAGCCCCUGCGAGACUGGGACCAGACCAGAGACGUCCGUGUCAGCCUCGAGAGUGGAGAUUUGUCCUCGGCCCUCAAAGGAAACAGCCGGACGAGCUGUAAUUUGCGUUCCCGACACUACUGCCUGGCUUUGGGGGAGCAGGGUUAUCUCGGGGUGACACCACGCUCUCGGAGCUGAACCCCUUUUCCCGCGGUUCUCGGGCACGACCCCCGCAACCUGUGACGGCGUCGCGGUAACGACCGCCAUCCCAGUUCGGCUUCGGCACCCUGCGACGUCCCGUGCCACGCUGGAACCGGGUGCCGGAGGCUGCUCGGUGCCACCGUCCCCGCUCGGUGCCGGCGGAGCAGCCCCCCCGGGGAGGGGGGGGGUCCUGGGUGUCCCCCCCCCAGCCCCGCUCUGGGCCCUGCACCGUGUCUGGGAAGGGGCCUAGCUCGCUGCUGGGUGCUGCUCCUCCUCGCAAAUAAACUCUUGCUUGGGAA
Messenger RNA from Harpia harpyja (harpy eagle), 3591 nucleotides. It is a transcript of the gene VDR, whose product is annotated as vitamin D receptor. Gene Ontology annotation, cellular component: nucleus. The coding region runs from base 1202 to 2557 and encodes 451 amino acids. The record is from RefSeq and is a predicted model, not a curated record. The transcript is spliced from 10 exons. NCBI's taxonomy places the organism in Eukaryota, Metazoa, Chordata, Aves, Accipitriformes, Accipitridae. Gene Ontology annotation, molecular function: vitamin D response element binding; nuclear receptor activity; zinc ion binding. Gene Ontology annotation, biological process: positive regulation of transcription by RNA polymerase II; multicellular organism development; negative regulation of transcription by RNA polymerase II.